AUUCAUUCAUCCACCUUCUCUCUCUCUCUCUGUCUCUUUGUCACUCCCAACCCUCUAACUCCAAAAAUCUAGCCUCGAAAUCGGGCAUCCAAAAUCUCCAAUUUUCACUUUACGUAAUCACCCUGUGUAGGACUAUGCCCUAUGAACCUUUUUGUCCAACCAAAACAAGUAAUAAAAUAAAUCAUAAAACUAAACCAAUAACCGAAUUAACCAUUUCAUAAUCAGUAUAUUUUGUUAUUUACAUGAGUAUCUACGUGGUCGUGUACUUUUCCGUUUGUUAUAUAUAAUUGUAACAAAUAUUUUUGGCUUUGGUAAAUUAGAUUCAUAUUUAUAUAAUUGAGUUCACUGUGCAGGAGGAGGCAGUGUAAGCUGAAGAUUAAGAUGGGUGGAGAUUGGAGCGUUGUAGUUGUACCUGCGAUGCGGUUGUGUUGUGAGUAACAAAGCAACAUUAACUAAACCAACAUGUGGCGUCGUUUGUUCUCUUGAAUCGAGGAAAAUAAGCAGGGAGAAAUUCUUUCUCAGCAUACUGCCUGCCUGCCUGCCUCCCAUUCAUGGAGGGAUCCAUCUUGAUGCAUCAAAAUGCUCCCUUUCCAUCCAUUCUCCAAAUCUAGCAUUCUUCUUUGGAUCAGACGCCAUUUUCUCUCCUCACUCUUCACCUCCAAACAAUCACUCACUACCACCUCUUCUUCUUCUUCUUCUUCUCUCUCUUCCCAUUUCACUUAUCCCUGCACCUUGUUACAUCUUUAUGCAAACCGUUAAAGUUAAACUUGUUCUCUGACUAGCUGCUUCCCUUCUCUCUCUUUCCUAAGAGGGUUUGCUUCAGUCUCACAGAAACCAGGCGUUCUUGAUAGAUAGUCACCAUGAUAAAGCAAAUUCUUAGCAAAUUGCCAAAGAAGGUGCCAAAAUCCGAGUCAUCAGAUUCUUCGAGGAGUGAUUCAAGCAGUUCUACAAGUUUUGGGAAUGUUUUUCAGUGUACAAAUGUUGGAAGCACCAUUUCAAGCAAAUUAAAUGUUGUGAAGAGAGUAUCUUCGGUUGUUUUCCCUGCAAGCAUGAGUGCUGGAGUGGAAGCAGUUGACCCGUGUCUGUCCUUCAAAGAUGUCUCAAACACACAGAAGCAAAGCCUGUUCAUUAGUAAGUUAAACCUUUGCUGCAAAAUUUAUGACAUGAGUGAUCCUGAUAAGAACAGUACAGAACAAGAUCUCAAACGACAAACGCUGUUGGAGCUUGUUGAUUUUGUUUCUUCUGGAUCUGUCAAGUUCACAGAACCAGCAAUCGCGGCUUUGUGUAAAAUGUGUGCAACUAAUUUGUUCAGGGUUUUCCCACCUAAGUUUCGAACAAGUACUGCUGGUGGAGAAACAGAAGACGAGGAACCUAUGUUUGAUCCUGCCUGGUCUCACUUGCAAGUUGUUUAUGAUCUACUCCUGCAAUUCAUCAACUAUAACUCUCUUGAUGUGAAGGUGGCAAAAACACAUAUAGAUCAUGCUUUCAUUUUAAGAUUACUUGACCUUUUCGAUUCUGAGGACCCCAGAGAAAGAGACUGCUUGAAAACAAUUCUGCAUAGAAUCUAUGGGAAAUUCAUGGUUCACAGGCCUUUCAUACGGAAAUCUGUUAGCAACAUCAUCUACCGGUUUGUUUUUGAGACAGAGCGGCAUAACGGAAUCGCAGAGAUGCUUGAGAUUUUUGGGAGUGUGAUCAGUGGAUUUGCCUUGCCAUUGAAGGAAGAGCAUAAGAUAUUUUUGUGGAGGGCUUUAAUUCCUCUGCACAAACCUAAAUCUGUUGGCAUUUAUCACCAGCAGUUAACAUAUUGCGUUGUACAGUUCAUAGAAAAGGAUCAAAGACUGGCCAGCUCGGUUAUAAAGGGACUAUUGAAGUACUGGCCAGUAACAAACAGCCAAAAGGAGCUCAUGUUCAUCAGUGAGUUGGAAGAGAUUUUGGAAAUGACUAGCAUGGCAGAGUUUCAAAAGAUCAUGAUCCCUCUCUUUCGACGAAUGGCUCACUGCCUUAAUAGUUCUCACUAUCAGGUGGCUGAACGAGCACAUUUGCUAUGGAACAAUGAGCACAUUCUGAAUCUGAUAACGCAAAACCGACAGGUGAUUCUGCCUAUGGUGUUCUCAGCACUUGUACAUAAUGCUCAAAGUCACUGGAACCAAGCAGUGCUGAACCUGACUCAGAACAUAAGGAAGAUGCUGUCACAGAUGGACGAGGAGCUGGUACUAGCAUGCCAACGAAAGAUUGAGGAAGAAGAUUCAGGUGCAAAUGCUGCAGCCGAGAGGAGGAGAGUAACAUGGGAACGCCUAGAAGCUGCUGCUGCUGCUGCUGGCAGUGUUCAAUCUUCUUCUGUAGGUGGUGGUGAUGUUUUAGUCCCAGUAAAAUCUGCUACAUGCUCAGUGGCAUGCUAAGCUAAUUAACUGGUUUGAGUUAUGAUAUGAUAUGAUAUUGUGAUGAUGAUUAUGUAAGCCUAAUUAAGGUUCUAAUUAAAUUACAUAAUAGUGGUGUGGUUCUUGAGUUAUUUAUUUAUGUACACAAAUACAUAUCAUACUUAGUAGCCUAAAGAAAGUGUGGUGAGUGAGGGAGAAUAGAUAUAUUAGAAGGAUGGUUAUUUGAAUUGAGAAAAGAAAGUAGGGAGUGUUAUUUUAUUAUUGUAUUGUUGUUAGGAGGAGCAGAAAAGAGCAGAGAAAGCAUGGCAGAGAGAGCAGGUGUGGGGGUGUGUGUGUCGGUGGGUUAUUCGUGCGUGCAAUUAUUUGCAGUGUCAGCACCGUAACCCUGACUCUUUUUAUUCAGUUUUCUUACCUUCUAGGACCCACCUUAGUCCCUUUUCUGCAACACUCUAUUCUAACCCUCUCUCCCUAUUAUGCAAACUUAAAACCAAAUGAGUUACAUCUA
This is a messenger RNA of Vigna radiata var. radiata (mung bean), 2883 nucleotides long. Its product is annotated as serine/threonine protein phosphatase 2A 57 kDa regulatory subunit B' kappa isoform. Gene Ontology annotation, biological process: signal transduction. Gene Ontology annotation, cellular component: protein phosphatase type 2A complex. Gene Ontology annotation, molecular function: protein phosphatase regulator activity. The record is from RefSeq and is a predicted model, not a curated record. The coding region runs from base 861 to 2399 and encodes 512 amino acids. NCBI's taxonomy places the organism in Eukaryota, Viridiplantae, Streptophyta, Magnoliopsida, Fabales, Fabaceae. The transcript is spliced from 3 exons.